Messenger RNA from Oryza sativa Japonica Group (Japanese rice), 1116 nucleotides. Its product is annotated as soluble inorganic pyrophosphatase. Gene Ontology annotation, biological process: phosphate-containing compound metabolic process. The record is from RefSeq and is a predicted model, not a curated record. Gene Ontology annotation, cellular component: cytosol; cytoplasm. Gene Ontology annotation, molecular function: magnesium ion binding; inorganic diphosphate phosphatase activity. Lineage: Eukaryota; Viridiplantae; Streptophyta; Magnoliopsida; Poales; Poaceae.
CUUCCCCACCACCACCAACCCAGACCGGCCGCGGCCUAUAUAAUUCCCGGCGCGCCGCGCGCUUCGGUCGAUCAUCGUCCACCGGUCGUACUCGAUCGUAUCGUAUAGUCGUCUGUACAAACCAACCGACGCGAUCGUACUACGCUAGCUAAGACAGGAUGAGCAGCGAGAAUGGAGAGAACGGACACGGCGCCGCCGACGAGGUGGUGGAGCCGUAUCAGCAGACGCCGCGGCCCGGGCCGAAGCUGAACGAGAGGAUCCUCUCGUCGCUGUCGCGGAGGUCCGUCGCCGCGCACCCGUGGCACGACCUCGAGAUCGGCCCUGAUGCUCCCGCCGUGUUCAACGUCGUCGUGGAGAUCACCAAGGGGAGCAAGGUGAAGUACGAGCUGGACAAGAAGACGGGGCUCAUCAAGGUUGAUCGGAUUCUAUACUCGUCCGUGGUCUACCCUCACAACUACGGUUUCAUUCCGAGAACGCUUUGCGAGGACAACGACCCCAUGGAUGUCCUUGUCCUCAUGCAGGAACCAGUUCUUCCUGGUUCAUUCCUCCGAGCCAGGGCCAUUGGUCUCAUGCCUAUGAUUGACCAGGGAGAGAAGGAUGACAAGAUCAUAGCUGUCUGCGCCGAUGAUCCUGAGUACCGCCAUUUCAAUAAUCUCAGCGAGCUUUCUCCUCAUCGCCUUCAGGAAAUCCGGCGCUUCUUUGAAGACUACAAGAAGAAUGAGAACAAGGAGGUUGCUGUCAAUGACUUCUUGCCUGCUCCGACAGCUCGUGAAGCAAUCCAGUACUCUAUGGAUCUGUACGCACAGUACAUUCUGCAGAGCUUGAAGCGGUAGAGCGUAUUCCAAUUUUUUGAUUUACGAAUUCUUCCCGUGAGCUCAAGCAAAGAGUGGCUCUGCAGAACAGUUAAGAUCUGAUGCAUAGCCAAGUUAUAUGGGUUAUGUAUGUCAACAAAUCAUUGCUCCCCCCCCCCCCCCCAGAGAUGUAUUAGUCUGUAUUUCGGCAUUACUCAUUUGGAAAUUUGUUUCAAGGCUUGUGCUUUGAUCUAUGUACUUCUAUUUGUUAUUGGAAAAGGAAUUAAUAUGGCGAUUGGUGUUACUUCGCUAUUUGAUUGGGUUA